Messenger RNA from Diorhabda carinulata, 2716 nucleotides. RefSeq lists its product as uncharacterized. The transcript has 3 exons. Bases 1278 to 2507 code for a protein of 409 amino acids. NCBI's taxonomy places the organism in Eukaryota, Metazoa, Arthropoda, Insecta, Coleoptera, Chrysomelidae. The record is from RefSeq and is a predicted model, not a curated record.
AUGUUCGACAACAACUUUCGUUUAUUGCAGUAACCAAGCGAAUAUUGUUAACAGUCUCAGUCUAGAACUCGUUUGCAAAAGCAGGUAUUUAUUAGCUCAAAUUACAAUUAUAUAAAAAUGUAUUAAUACUACGAUGAUUUUCUAAUAACCGUUUGUAAAUUCUGUCUCAAAAUUUACCUCUGACAAGUUUUUUUUUAUAAGAACUGGUUUACAGUUUUUUGCUUUUGGUUCUUUGCGUGAAUUUGAGAUGAAAAAAAAAUAACCUUGAACAUAAUACAUGGAUUUGAUAGAUGUUUUAAUAAUAAAAAAAUGUCUCAUACGAUGUUACGAAAUCAGAACUUUUUACAUUAUUAUCUGAAGGCCAGGGACGAUUCAUACUCAAUGUUUAACAAUUUAUAACUUUUACAGGGACAACCUGUAUAAUUUAAACUCUUUGAUUAGCUGAUAAAAUCUAUGGUUUAAUAGAUAUUCAGAUUUUUAGAUCGUUGUAUAUGCCAAGAAAACCGUUCGCCAUAAAAAGACAUUCUAAAAAAUUAUCAAAAAUUGUAAUUAUUCCAUCAAUUAGAGAAAAUGUUAUUAAGAUGUUUUUUUAUAGUAAGGUUCGCAUAUAUUUGCGAAGGUUUAGUGAAAUAUAAUAUAACAUGGACGGGAAAUCAUUUUGGAGGAAUUUUAAGUAUCGCUGACCGUUCAGGUUGUUAUUAAAAAAAUAAUCACCAACUAUUCUUGCUUAUAUAUUAACUAGAAAUCAAUGUUGAUUUAUUUAUUCAUUAUUUUCAUUUACAAUUUAUUAUAAUUUUUGUCGGAAUAUUUCUUUAUAGUAAACGUGCAAUAUAAAAACGUAUCUACUAUAGAAAAAUUGAUUUUCACUAAAAACCUCAUCGUUUAUAACAUUAUUUAUCAAUUAUUACCAACAAUAUAAAAAGAAUAUAUGAGGUAAAUUAUUUAGUUUGUAUAAAAUGUGAUUGAAAACAAUUUCGGCGGUUCUCAAAUCAAAUUAAAGAUUAGAUAAUGUACAAAAUUAGUCGAUAAAAGUUAUAAUAUUAAAAAUAAAUAUUAUUAUUGGGAGAUUUCGAAGAUAAAACGAUGAAGGUCACUCAUUAUAUUUCCCAUGGCGUUCAUCACAGCAAGUAGUUGCAUUCAAACAGUCAGUCCACUUGGCAACAAUCUCCUGCCAAUUAAUAAAAAUAGUAACGCUAGGAAGUUUCAUUUUUAAAUAAGUACCAAGUAGAUAAAGUUUGUUUUGAUACAAAUAGAAACUUAUAUCCUUAUUUAUCAUCAUGGCAUCUGUAGAUCUAGUAACUAAUUGGUUGAAGCCGUUCCUGGAUGUAAAUAUAGAAGAUUACGAAGUUAUAAUAGACGGUAAUAAUUCAAAAGACAGCGGAUACUUGAGCGGAAUCAUCUACGUAACAUUGAAAAAUCUAAAAAACUCUAAAACUAGUAAAAAAAUAGAACUAGUAAUAAAAAAAGGAUGCGAUUUGGAAGCUGUCAGGAGUUCCCUGGCUAUCAGAGAUUUUUUCAUAACCGAAAACUUCAUGUACGAAACUGUUUUUUCGACGUUCAAUAAAUUUCAAAUGAAAAAAGGAAUUGAGUUGUUUAAAUCGUUUCCGAAGUACUACGGUCAUGUUUUGCUUAAAAACAGCGAAGUUAUUAUUUUCGAAAAUUUGAAAUCGAAAGGUUACAAGCUUUACAAUCGAUUGAAAGGUAUGGAUAUCGAUCAUUGUAAAAUUGUAUUGAAAGCUUACGCCGAACUCCAUUCUCUGUCGUUCGCUUUAAGAGAUCAGGAUAAUGAAACUUACGAAAGCUUGACGAAAAAUUUCGUGGACGUUUUUAAAAAUUGGUUAUUGGUUCCUUCUAUUGAGAAUUAUAUGCAUGAUCAGUUGAAUACUUUUUUGGAAACUUUGGAAAUACACGGGGAUCAAACUUUGUAUAAUUUAGUGAAGGAAGAGAUGAAAGAUAUUUUGAAAAAAACAUUGGAUGUACUCAAUAGUGAAGAAAAACAAGUAGCUUUCCUACACGGGGAUAACUGGAAUAAUAAUUAUUUGUUUCAGUAUGAGGAAAAUAACAACUCCCCAAAAGCAGUAGCAAUCCUAGACUGGCAACUAGCAGCUAUAAGAUCACCUCUAUUCGACGUAGGUAAAUUUUUAUUCAGCGUUUGUUCCAAAGAAGAACUAGAUCAGUUGAAAGAGCUAUUGAAUUAUUAUUACAGUAUAAUGUCACAAUCAUUGAUAAAACUUGGCAGCGAUCCAGAGAAAAUUUUCAGUUACGCCGAUUUUAAGCGACACUGGAAAAGUUACACUUGGUUCGGUUUUGUUGGGGGUAUAAUGAUGAUGAAAUUGACUAUGCUCGAUGAAGAGGAAGCGCCUUCCGUCGAACAAUUAGACGAAGGUAAAGAUUAUAACGAAAUAUUCAGUUUAAAACUCAGCGGGAAACAGUUGUACUAUCAACGCGCUAAGGAUAUUUCGUCGGCUUAUUUCAAAUUUAAAAAAACGGAAAAUUUCCUCGAUUAAAUCGAUCUGUGAUUCGAUGAAACGCUGUGAACAUUCCGGACAUUUUUCGGUAUCAAAUGUAAUUUCAUGAGAUUUAUUGUGUACAAAUAAUUGAAAGUAUUAUUAUUUGAAAUUUGAUUGUUUACUUUUUUUUAGUUAUUAUAUAGAUAAAUGUGUAUAGUGUUAAUGUAGAUGUUUUUUUAAAUUAAAUAUACUUAUUGUUUAAAAAA